Hemiscyllium ocellatum (epaulette shark) is the source of this 903-nucleotide messenger RNA. RefSeq names its product GINS complex subunit 4 (Sld5 homolog) (gene gins4). The coding region runs from base 73 to 762 and encodes 229 amino acids. NCBI's taxonomy places the organism in Eukaryota, Metazoa, Chordata, Chondrichthyes, Orectolobiformes, Hemiscylliidae. Gene Ontology annotation, cellular component: GINS complex. The record is from RefSeq and is a predicted model, not a curated record. Gene Ontology annotation, biological process: DNA-templated DNA replication; double-strand break repair via break-induced replication. The transcript has 8 exons.
GCGCGGUGACGUCAGACGCCGCGGCCGAGGCGGGAGUUUCCAGUCGGGAGCCCCGGGGCUCGGGUAGUCAGCAUGGCCGAAGAGGAGGCAGGGGAACCGGCGAUGGUGGGUGGAGGGGACCCCCAGGAGGAGGAGGAGGAGGAGAUGAUCCUGACCCCGGCUGAGCUCAUUGGGAAACUGGAGGAGGCGUGGCUGAACGAGAAAUUUUCCCCUGACCUUCUCGAACACAAAGCCGAGAUUGUGGAGUGUGUAAUGGAACAGCUGGAUCACAUGGAACAGAACCUGCAGCGAGCAAGGAAGGGCGAUCUGAAAGUCACCAUCCACCGAAUGGAGACCGAGAGGAUUCGCUACGUCCUGAGCAGUUACCUGCGGUCACGCCUGCAGAAGAUCGAGAAGUUUUUCCCUCACAUCCUGGAGAAGGAGAAAUCCCGUCUUGAGGCAGAGCCUGGCUAUUUGUCCCCACAAGAAUACACCUUUGCCAAAGAGUACGCGGCCAACUGCGAGACCUACCUGAAGGGCUUGGCCCUGAAACACAUGCCUCCCAACCUGCAGGCGUUGGACAUCUCCAAAGCCGUUCCCAGGCCCAACCUGGAUUCCUUUGUCUUUCUGCGGGUCAAGGAGAGGCAGGAAAACAUCCUGGUGGAACCGGAGACUGAGGACCAGAGGGAGUACACUGUUGAUCUAGAGGAAGGCACCCAACACUUAAUGAGAUACAAGACCAUCGCUCCCCUUGUGGCCAGUGGAGCAGUCCAGCUCAUCUAACCAGAGCUGAGGAAAGAAUCUGUCAUCUGUGUGCACGUCCAGGAUUUGUGAACCCCCAUGUGGUCCCAAAACUCACGUGUCCUGUUAGUGAGUGCGUCGGGUUUAUUACAGCAGAAGCUAAUAAAAGUUAAUUGUCACUUU